Molecule: messenger RNA, 294 nt
Organism: Adineta ricciae
Lineage: Eukaryota; Metazoa; Rotifera; Eurotatoria; Adinetida; Adinetidae
Source: the annotation of a GenBank genome assembly
AUGUUAAAAUUUCAAGAUAAUAGUACAUGUUAUUGUCGAGGAAAAGGCAUUCUCAAGUUUGAUUCACUACACUCUGCAACAACUCAUAUUCUACGAAUGGGUGAUUGGGAUUGUCCACGUUGUUGGAAACUAAAUUUUGCUUCCCGAUCCGUAUGUCUCAAAUGUGAACAAACGAAAUACAGUAGCUACACUCAGGCUGCUAUGUCAAUAACAAUAUUACAUUCUUCGCGUACACUUCGUGAUUCACAGAUGAGCCAAAACCUUUUCAUGGUGGAAAAUACAAAAUAUAGAUGA